AUUCAUAAAAAAGCCAUUUUCCCAGGCAGUGGUUGCAACAUCGCCGCCGAGGCAGCGAACGAAGCUGACAGCGCGGAGCUGGCGCUGUGGAGCGCAGGGAGCCUCGCCGGUUCCUCCGGCCGGCGUCUGCGAGUACAGCAGCGGCUGACCUGCUAGGGUUCCGGGAUUUACACAGACGUGGAGCGAUGCUUGUGACUCUGCAGCUCCUCAAAGGCCCCUAGAAGCCUGUUUCUCCGUGCAGUCCAGGACCUCCAGCUCCAUGGAGCCCCCGAUCCCACAGAGCACCCCCUUGACUCCUAGCUCAGUCAUGGUCCAGCCCAUUCUUGACAGCCGGAUGCCCCACAGCCGGCUCCAGCACCCGCUCACCAUCCUGCCCAUUGACCAGAUGAAGACCAGCCACGUGGAGAACGACUACAUAGACAACCCUGGCCUGGCCCCCACUGCGGGCCCGAAGCGGACCCGGGGUGGGGCCCCAGAGCCGGCCCCAACACCCGCCCGCUGUGACCAGGAUGUCACCCACCACUGGAUCUCCUUCAGUGGACGCCCCAGCUCUGUGAGCAGCAGCAGCAGCACAUCCUCCGACCAGCGGCUCUUAGACCACAUGGCACCACCGCCCGUGGCUGACCAGGCCUCGCCGAGGGCUGUGCGCAUCCAGCCCAAGGUGGUCCACUGCAAGCCUCUGGACCUCAAGGGCCCAGCGGUCCCACCAGAACUGGACAAGCACUUCUUGCUGUGCGAGGCCUGUGGGAAGUGUAAAUGCAAGGAGUGUGCGUCCCCCAGGACGUUGCCCUCCUGCUGGGUCUGCAACCAGGAGUGCCUGUGCUCGGCCCAGACCCUGGUCAACUACGGCACGUGCAUGUGCCUGGUGCAGGGCAUCUUCUACCACUGCACCAACGAGGACGACGAGGGCUCCUGCGCCGACCACCCCUGCUCCUGCUCCCACUCAAACUGCUGCGCCCGCUGGUCCUUCAUGGGCGCUCUCUCCCUGGUGCUGCCCUGCCUGCUCUGCUACCUGCCUGCCACUGGCUGCGUGAAGCUGGCCCAGCGCGGCUACGACCGCCUGCGCCGCCCUGGUUGUCGCUGCAAGCACACGAACAGCGUCAUCUGCAAGGCAGCCAGCGGGGAUGCCAAGGCCAGCAGACCCGACAAGCCUUUCUGACGCUUUGGGUCGAAGCCCCAGCGCUGCCCCUGGAAACGUGGUUCCCUUCUGACAUCUGAGAAGACUGCAGCCGGGCCAGAGGUUGCAUCCUCCCGCGGCUGCCUUGCUAGUCUGUCCACUCCCGACCCCCAGCUUUGGAGGAUAGAGACCACCGCCGCAUGCUCUACUCCUCGAGAGGAUGAAGAAGCACUUUGGGGUUUUUUCAGGGUCUUGGAACUUUGUGUCAAACAGACAAUGGCAGGGGCAGGGUGUGGUUUGUGCGGGGGGGAGGAUUUUUCUUUUUCAGAAGACGGAACACAGAUGUGGACACAUCUCCGGAAGUUGCAGCUGCUUGAAUGCCUUCCCGGCCCCUCCCCCCCUUCCUUUCUCUCUCCCUCUUUCCGUCGUCUGUGGCUCUCGGAGGAGCGGGCUGCCUGGGAAGAAUUGCUGAGUGCCAGGGUACCUUUGAAGAAGACCCUUGGAGUCUUGACUUCUAUACCUUCCUCUCCUUCCGCUCCUCACUCCAACCCAGCUCGCCCCGACCUUUUGGGGAAGGCAUAGGACACCCCAGCAGUCCUUGCUGUACAUACCUGGGAGCCCACUGAAAACAGAGGACGGCCUGUGAGUCCAAGCCUUGUUCCUCCUCUCCUGCCUGCCCGGAGCCACAGGACGGAUUUAGGAGCCACUGCGCAGUGCGUCUCUCCCUUCCAACUUCGUCACUAACUCUUGGGGUGUUCCGUUCAUCACACCGUCCUUCGGUUCUUACCGAGUCACAGACUCGCCUGCCCACUACGUGUCCGAGUUCUCUCUACUCAGAUCCUUUCCAGAAACUUUAAGGGUAGAGAAGCCCAGGGCGACAAAUGCGAGACCAAAUAUCAUUUUGCCAAUGAGUCUGAGGCUGUGGUCUCUGGAUCCAGUCAUUACGUUUUUAUAGAAUAAUUAAACCAGAUGCUAACGGUGUUUUAAAAAAAUAAUAAUACAACAACUUGCUUUCCUUUUGGGCCACCCCCAGGAAGGGCUGAUUUCAAAAUCUGGGGGGGCGAGCAACCUCAAGGAACAUAAUUCCCCUCCCCACCAAGAAGAGGAUUUUAACAGCAAGGAAGAGAGGCGGCGCCUCCCAUUGGCAGAAUGAAUGACAGUCGAGCCGAGCCGGGUGUGGGUUUCUUCUCUUCCGAUUCUGCUGCUGCUGUCAUAGCCUUUUGUGUAUAGUGAUGCGUCUGUAUCUUUAAUGUACAUAGAGAGAUGAUGAAAAAAGAGUCUAUUUUAGUUUUAGGAAGCCCCAGUGUGGGGGAGUGUCAGAAGAGCUCGAGACAGGGUGGGGGAAAGAUUCUCCAGGGGACACUGGGGACAGAGCCCUGCUUUAGUGCAUAGCCACACCACCCUCUCCCGACAGCCCCCAAAGACGUAGCAACUCUUUCUCUCAAGGUGCUAAAGGACUCAGAAAGUGCAGCACGUCCAGUGGGUAGGUACUUGUUGCAUGCAAACGCAGUAGUGUGUCUGGUCCUUCCUCCCCGGCUGUGGUGUGGGGUUUUUGCUUUGUGUGGUAAUUUGUUCUCCCCUCUCAUGAGAGGACACGGCCUGGGUCGCAAGACCUUCCCCAGGCGAGACUGGAAGCGCAUUAGGCAGGGCUGCUGUCACGCUUCCAGUUUGUUCUGUAGGAGCAGAACCGCCUCCAGGAAGGAGGCGAUGAGGCAGGUAGCUGUGAUUGGCAUGCACCCAAUGCUUCUCCGGGACCUUUUUUUCCCUUCUUGAAGACUAGUAGUAACACCUUAUGAUUUAGAAUAAGUUAAUUGUAACCAUAGGUAUUUAUUGAUUGGAGGAAGGGAGGGUCAUAUUAUUUUCGGCUUUAUUUAUGUAACAUUUGCUAGCUUGUAAAAGGCGAAUGUGAAAUAUUGCAUCUGCAUUUUCUAAGGCUGAUUCAUGUAGCUACCCUUGCCACAUUUGUGAUGGAUGUAUGGAUGUUCUUGAAUAUUUCGGAAGGAAUAGUAGGAAAAAAAACAUAUUCAGCCAACCACUUAUCCUAAUUGAAUGUAUCAGAAGUGUACUGAAGGGACUGGCGAUGUUUCCUCAGACGAGGUGGCCCCCAAGACGGUAGCGCACACGUGCACUCUUUCCUCGAGGCCGCGGAACUUUUCCCAGGGCCCUUCCCUCAAAUCGUCUCCGUGGGAAACGACCCAGUGGCAAGUUGCACUUUGGUGAUCUUGGUGGUCUACGCACCCAUUCUGUGGAGAAUUGAUUUACAUAAGCUGUGUCUGCAUAUACACACACACACACACACACACACACACACACCCCGACCCUCUACCGACAGAGACCCUGUUUCCCAGCAAACGGCCUCCUGAACCCUGACGUUUUAUGUACAUAGUUGUAAACACGGAUUUUUUCUGGGUUUUGGUUUGCUUUUCUUCUUUCUUGCCCUCUCCCCUCUCCCGUUUAGGCUUGUUCUCUUUGGUUUGCUUUCGUGCUGCUGCAGAGACGUCUGCAGCCCUCUCCCUAACAGUCCGCCUCGUGCCUCGUGUGCUCAGCGGUGAAGGGAAGGAGUGAGGGGACCCUCCCUGGUUCUCCCAGGUCUCCUGUGCAGCGUUCCCUCAGCUUCUUGGCAAAAAAGAGAAAGAAAGAAAGAAAAAAGCUGGCUCAUCCACGGCCUCUCCCCACCCCUGGGGCCAGUCGAGGGCCACUGAGGGACCAAGCACUCAGAAACGUGGCCCCUUUCUCUAGCUGCUUCUGGCUGUUUUCUGUACCAGUGGCUUGCUUGGCUGGAUUAUGCCUGGUCUUGACCUUUUGUGAAAAGCACCAAGCUGGUCCCCACUCCUGUUCACCCUGGGGUGGGUGCAGUUCUGCCUUCACUGGAAGUGGGGGACCAAGCCUGGAUCCAGAUCCCUCCUCCUAGGGGCCUUCGACUGCCCCCCGCACCCGAGGGUGGGUAUGUGAAGGCCAGCAUUCCAGCAAGCACCCCGGCAGGUGGGUCAGGGUGGAAAAGCCUUCCCAGAUGAGUGGCAGGGCACUGCCACGGCUUCUCAGAGCACCGGGCAGGCAGGGAGUGAAGACCGGCCCUUUCUGUUGUGGGCCCCUUCACAGCUGAUGGAGGCAAAGACCUCAUAGGGCAUCACUAGUCCUUUCAGCCUUGUGAAGUCUGUAUCCAACGCCAUUGUACCUCGAGUACAGUGAGGCCCAGCUAGACAAAUGGCUUGUCCAAGAUUGCACACGUGAAAAGUGUUGACCUGGCCCGGGACCCAGAUGACUGUCACCUUGAAGCGUUCUCCCGUGCUGCCCCAGGAAGCGUGCGAUGGGCUGUGAGCAGCACAGCUUUGCACUAUACAGUUCACUAGGGCGUCCUGCGAGCUCCACCAGCCUUCUGGUUCAUGCCUUGGAUAAGCAUCUUCACGCCCUCUCUGCUAACUGUGACAGUCGAUGACGAAUCUUGAGUUGCCAUUUUUUGCUGUGGGUCACUGCGCGCGCGGUGUCUUAUCUUGCUUUCUCUUCUCACUGCCCCGCGGUUUGGUUUCGUGUUACAAACAGAAAAACUGUUCCAGGCUCCCAGCCCACCACGUUCCUGCUUCAUCUCCCCCCUUCACCGUAGCCCCCCUCAUCCCAUCACAAAAGUUACCACA
Propithecus coquereli (Coquerel's sifaka) is the source of this 4749-nucleotide messenger RNA. It is a transcript of the gene SPRY4, whose product is annotated as sprouty homolog 4 (Drosophila). Gene Ontology annotation, cellular component: cytosol; membrane. Gene Ontology annotation, biological process: negative regulation of Ras protein signal transduction; negative regulation of fibroblast growth factor receptor signaling pathway; multicellular organism development. The transcript is spliced from 2 exons. The record is from RefSeq and is a predicted model, not a curated record. The coding region runs from base 260 to 1159 and encodes 299 amino acids. NCBI's taxonomy places the organism in Eukaryota, Metazoa, Chordata, Mammalia, Primates, Indriidae.